GAGAGUUGAGAGCUCUCAGAACACCCUCUGGAUAUUUCUCUUAAAAGCAGGUGUCAUCAAAGCCUAGUUUCUUACUGCUGUUCUUCCCAUUUUGAUUUUUUGGUGUUAAAUUCUCAAAAAAAUUUGAUAGUAUUUCUCUACUGUGUGUCUCUUAUUUUGAUCUGAACUGCAGUAUCAAAAAAUAUAUUUUGUUGUUAUCUUGAAGAUAUCUUUCUCUGUUGGAGGAUGGUUGGAGCUAUAUUGAUUAGCAGUUCCUCAUUUCCAGAGUUGUAUUCCUGCCCUUAUUUAUGCUUGGACUCAUUAUCUUUGUCUAAUCUGAAUGUCAAGAGCAGUGGGGAUUCGGGGUUGUACAGAAACUUGAUAGCAAAGAAGCAGUUAUGGAGGCCUGGGUCACUGGACUUGAGCAGUUCUUUCAUAGACGCCUGGUACGAGUGGCGGUUGUCCACCAAGAUGCUUUCACAUAUUGCUAAUCGGUGUUCCAGGAAGCAGCGGAAGCUUGGGAACCACCUCAGUAUCGUUGAUGAGCUCGGUGGACAGUAUGAGGACACCUUUAAUGAUGUCAAGAAGCAAAUACAAAACUACUUCACAUUCAAGGCUGUAAGGACUGUUCUUAACCAGCUUUAUGAGAUGAACCCAACAGAGUACACAUGGUUCUACAACUUCGUCGCAGCAAAUAAGCCUGGAGAUGGAAAGCAUUUCAUUCAGACCCUUGGAAAGGAAAAGCAAGAACUUGCUGAAAGAGUUAUGAUAACCCGAUUGCACCUCUAUGGCAAAUGGAUUAAGAAAUGCAAUCAUGCAGAAAUAUACAAGGAAAUAUCAGAUCAGAACUUGGAGUUGAUGCGGGAACGCCUAAUGGAGACUAUUGUGUGGCCAUCUGAUGAUACAAAUACAGAGAAAAUUGGAUGAGGUGUAUUUUGCUGAAUCUAUUUAGUGUUAGUCUGCCAUAUGGAAUGAGUAAUGUUUUAUAUGGAAUUCUUCAAUUUGUACAUAUAUGAUUACAAAUCUCCAUUGUAAAAACCUUUCUUUGAGGGGAAGAAGGUUUUGGUUUAA
Molecule: messenger RNA, 1050 nt
Organism: Vitis vinifera (wine grape)
Lineage: Eukaryota; Viridiplantae; Streptophyta; Magnoliopsida; Vitales; Vitaceae
Product: chaperonin-like RbcX protein 2, chloroplastic
Exons: 5
Coding region: 226-906 (226 amino acids)
Biological process (GO): ribulose bisphosphate carboxylase complex assembly
Molecular function (GO): protein folding chaperone
Source: RefSeq, a predicted model, not a curated record